CACAGCGGACCGCGGCCCCGUCCCGCCCGGCGCCAAGAUGGGAAGUGGCAGCCAGAAAAGGAUAAUACAAAUAACUGGGUUUAAAAAAAAAGAGAAGAAGACACUGAUCAAAUGCCUGUUCAAGCUGAACUGUGUUUUUAUAGAGAGUAAGAAAUACAGAAAUUGUACACAUCUUGUAGCAAAAAAGCUGUGCAAGAGUGAAAAGGUCUUAGCUGCCUGCGCUGCUGGAAAGUGGGUACUAACUAAGGAGUACAUAAUUAAUAGUGCUGGAAGUGGCAGAUGGCUUGAUGAAACAAUGUACGAAUGGGGAUAUGAAAUUGAAAGAGACACCCAUUAUUCACCUCAAAUGCAAUCUGCACCUAAAAGAUGGCGUGAAGAACUGACAAACUCAAGUGCUCCAGGGGCCUUCCACAGAUGGAAAGUUGUCCUCCUUGUUAAGACAGGUGGUAAACGAAUGGCAUGUAUUCGAAGAGUUCUUAAAGCUGGAAAGGCAACCAUAUGUUCAUCUGAAAAUGCGGAGCAUGAUAUAACUCAUGUAUUCAUCGGUGGUAAAAUUUCUCCUUUACAAAAUAAAAAGUGCCUCUCUGAAGCUCAAAACUACCCUUUGCAAUAUAUAGGACAUUACCUUUUUCAAAAUGAAAUAAAAAAUCCCAAAAAUACACAGAUGAAUCAUUUCCUGGCUGUACAAGAAACAGACCAAGUCAUGUCUAAAAUGCAACUUGCUGAAAUGAAAAAUGUUGUUAUAAAACAUAUGUAUUUUACUGUGGCUAUUAAGCACAGACUUAUGCAAACAGACCAGCUGAACAAAUGCAAUCCAGAGGUUAGAAGUACUGACUGGUCCAGAGGCACUUGGUCUGUACUUCAAGCAUUAGUGGAAGAGGACUUACUUGAUGAUGUAGUCACAGAACUUGCUGCAGGCCAUAUGUACAGUGCACCUCCUGUGCGACUUCUUCAUCCUCUCCUAAAAUACGUCCUAUUGGGUAAUACCAAUGCAACAUUUUUUGCCAAACUUUGUCAUGUUUUUUACCUUGUUCUUCAUUGUGAACCUCCCUGGAAGUCCCCAUCUACAGUAAAGUAUUAUUUGGAUCUUCUUCAGUGUCCUGUCUGCAGGAAAGGAACAUGGUCCUUGAUAGAGAUGCUUGUAAGGUCUUGCCUUUAUUGUGAAACAAUUUGUCAUACAGUUACAGUUUCAGGAAGAGAAGAUGAACUGCGGAUAAUUCAUAAAACAUUAUUGAAGUUUUUCUUUGAUUUAAUAAAAGGCGAAGUAGAGUUUCUGACAAAAAGUUUGGUUGAAGGAACAAAUUCACAGCACCAACAAGUCUUUCCACAGACAGUUCUUCUGAAGACAUUCUUGCUUGAAAGUAGAACCACAGUGCUUUUUACCAAACACAUAAAUAUUCUAGCAGAUUGGGUCAUAUUUUCCCAUAGAGAAUUGAAUGGAAAAAAUGAUGCUUUCAGAAGUGAAGUUGCUGGUCUAUUAAAUGCAAUUCUUGCAACCGUAGUGGACUAUUGGAUCAUCUCAGGUUUGCUUAUGGACAGAAAUGUGUUUGAUCAAGUACGUGAUUUGGCGCAUUACCUCGCCAUUUCGUGUGAUGAUUUUUCUGUAUGUCAAUUAAAAAUGUUUAUUUGUGCCAUACCAUCCAACUGGCUUCAACUGUUUCUUGCUGAAGCAAUUUUCAAACAAAUGUGUUUACAGAGGAAUAUUGCUAUUUCUAAAGAACCUCUUUCUCUUCAGAAAAUAGUCUGUUCCUAUUCACCUGCUUUGCGAGAGAUAGGGAUGCGUGAGACAAAGAUACACAAAGCAAAGAAAAAGAAAAUAGGGCAACAGCCAUGCCCUGAGUCUCAAAGGACAUUACAGAUGCUAAAUGGCGAUAAGCAGAACCAAGUCAAAGUGCUGCCUGAUCUACCUGACUUAAUUUCAAAUAAGCUUAGAGCAAAAGCAGAAGUUCAGACUGCACACACCAAAGAGAGUUACCUUUUGGCUGAAGAGGUACACAAGAGAAAUAAUAGAGGAGAGACAGCCCUGCAUAAAGCUUGCAGAAAUAACAAAGUGGAGAGAUUGAUUCAGCUUCUCUCUUUGCCAGGAACAGACAUUAAUGUUAGAGAUUAUGCUGGCUGGACACCUUUGCAUGAAGCCUGUAACCAUGGUAGCACAGUGUGUGUCCGUGAAAUUCUGGAGCGUUGUCCAGAGGUAGACCUGCUCAGUCAAGUGGACGGGGUGACUCCUUUACAUGAUGCACUGUCAAAUGGACAUGUAGAAAUUGGCAAGCUGCUACUUCAGCAUGGGGGACCAGUCCUUCUAGAGCAAAGGAACUCCCAUGACAAACUGCCACUGGAUUAUGUUGAGUCAGUCACAAUAAAGGAAGAACUUUUGAAUCUUGUUUAUCCUGGAGAGAGCAUUGAAAACUUCUAUGAAUGCAGAGAACAAGAUUUUUGCAAUCAGAAGAAAGAACUGUGUUUGAUUUCAUUUACUAAGAUGCUUUUGAAUUUUUGUUCGGUUUAUAAUUUGUCUACACCUCUGACUGUAACUCUGAAAGCAGUAGCUUGUUCAAAUGUACUUCCAGUAAUGGUUCGUGAUAGCUCUAAGAUGAAAAAUGCAUUUUCUGGAGAUUGGUUAGUAGAUACAUAUUUUAAAGAGCUAGAAACUUUUGAAAAGCUACCACAGUUUCUUCAAGAAAUAUCUGAAAGCAUGUUAUUCUUCCCUGGCGAACAUGCAAAGGCCUUACUAGCAGUUCUGGAAACUAUGGUAGAACCAUGUCAAGUGCCUAAAUCUUUCUAGCAGUUAAAUUCCAAACAAGCCACAUUGGCUGAACCUUGAGUGUUACUACCUUCUACUUGCCUGACAGAUCUGGAUGUGUGUGAUCUUAGGAAUGUACUAUAUCAUUUACACUCAGUUAAACUUUGUAUUUUCUGUCUUGGAAGUAUGUUUUUUUAUGUGCCUCAUGCUGUAUUUCUGUUUGGUUUUCAAAGGCAGAGACCCUAAAUUUAAUCCAAGCACUUGAUUGUUUCAUUUCUUGAGAAAGGCUUGUGUCAUAUUCCUUAUUAAAGCUAAUGUUAUAAAUAGGCCCUGAAAUAA
Messenger RNA from Cinclus cinclus, 3076 nucleotides. It is a transcript of the gene SLF1, whose product is annotated as SMC5-SMC6 complex localization factor 1. The transcript is spliced from 18 exons. Lineage: Eukaryota; Metazoa; Chordata; Aves; Passeriformes; Cinclidae. The record is from RefSeq and is a predicted model, not a curated record. Gene Ontology annotation, molecular function: protein binding. Gene Ontology annotation, biological process: positive regulation of double-strand break repair. The coding region runs from base 38 to 2779 and encodes 913 amino acids.